AGCCUUGCCCAACACACUCCUCCCUCAGUUAACAGGAUACAGUGCUUUGAAAGACUACCGAACACAACAGUAAAAUAGCAGAAGAAACCUACUACAACUACCACUGCUGAACCUUAAGCAGUAAACUUCCAAAAAGGGAUACAAUGGCAAGACAUACAUGGAUUUGCCUUCUAUUAAUAGUCUGCAUAUUUGUGAUGAUCAGUGAAGUUUCAUUAAGUAAGCCUUCAAUUAAUCUUCCUGAUUGGAGGCCAAAUGCAGAUUAUAUUACAAAGUGUGAUUUUGACAGUGAUCAGUCUCCAUUCUGUGGCUGGAGUGUACAGGGGUUAAUCAGAAACCAUGCAGGACAUGAGCAAUUCUACCUCUCAAGAGAUCCAGUGAGCCCUGUAACUUGGCUAAAGAGUGAGGUUCUGUAUCUGUCUGGAGACUCGUGUCUUGAAUUUUGGUAUUAUAAACCAGGGCAUGAAAGCUCAGAACUGCGAGUCCUGAUAAGUGAUGAUGAUCUCCAAACACAAAUCUGGAGCUCUCUGCACACCGAUGGCUACACCUGGAAGCAGGUGCUCAUUCCACUGAGUUACUCAGAGAUUCCUGUGAAGAUUAUUUUUGAACUUCCACAAAGCCCGGGAAUGGAAGAAACUGUAUUUGACAGGAUUGGAGUACAGCGGGGACAUUGUGACUCUCAGUGCCAGCCAGGCACUCAGUUCUGGACAGAUGAAAUCACUCAGUGCACAUGUAUUGAAAGUCAGCUGUCCUGUGCCCAAAUUGCAUGUGGGGAUGGUCAACCCUGCACUAAGAUUGUUCAGUCCAAACGGUCAAGUGACUCAUUCGCAUCUGGCACCUGCAAAGUUAUGAGUGACCUGCGAUACACAACAUUUGAUGGGGUCAAAUCCCAUUUCAUGGGUCAUUGUAUCCAUGUGCUGACAGAGGUGUGUGAUGAGGCUGGAUUGCUUCCAAACUUUCUAGUGGAAGUGAAGAAUGAGCAAAUAGGCAAAUCAUCUAAAUUCCAAAUCCAGCAGGUGAAUCUGAACAUAAAAAGUCUAAGAGUGACUCUACCAAGAAGAAACAAUAGAAAAAUCAUGGUAAAUGGAAUUUGGAGGAAUCUCCCCCUAAGUAUAGAUAAAGACACAAUAAAAAUCAGUGCCAAUGGACUAGCUGUGGUGCUUCAGACAAACUUCAACCUGUCUGUUUCCUUUGCGAAAUCUGGUGCCCUUCAGGUAACCGUACCAAUCCAGUACUCAAACAAACUCUGUGGUAUGUGUGGCAACUUUAACAAUGUAAUGGAUGAUGAUAAGAACAUACCAGACAGAUCUCUCGUCAAAGACACCCAGAUUAUGGGGCAGAAGUAUAAGAGUGCCAAUUCCUUCUGCCAAGAGCCCACUGUACCAAGCGUGUGUUCAGAAUCUGAGAAGACAGAAUAUGCAAGCAAGAUUUACUGUGGAGUUCUGCUGUCCCAAAAAGGCCCCUUCUCCAAGUGCUCUUCUUCUCUUGAUACUUCAAGCCUCUUCAGGAGCUGUAUAUUUGAGAUGUGUACUACUAAAGGAUAUCAGGAGGCCUUCUGUGAUGUCCUGCAGGCAGUUGAAAAGUCCUGCAGUGAGGUUGGAAUUUCUGUGACUGGAUGGAGAAAUGCAACUCACUGUUCUCUGUCCUGUGGGUCUAACAGCCACUUUAAUGCCUGCUCCAGUGAUUGUCCUGCCACUUGUUCUGUCCUGGAUGCUGCAGAGGAUUGUGUAAGGUGUCAAGAGAGAUGUGACUGUGAUGAUGGUUUCCUGCUAAGUGCAGGAAAGUGUGUACCUGUGGAAGACUGUGGUUGCUGGGUGGAUGGACAGUACUAUGAGAGAGGAGAGACAUUUAUGGAGGCUGACUGUGAGAGGCUGUGCACAUGUGCAGACCAUGGCAAUAUUCAGUGUUCAGCUACUUCCUGCCUGGCCCAUGAAGUCUGUAAAGUCAAGAAUGGGGCCAUAGGAUGCUUUCCCUCCAGCCCAGUGACCUGCAGUGUAUAUGGUGAUCCCCAUUACAUCACCUUCGACGGCAAGGCCUAUUCAUUCCAGGGAACCUGCAACUACACUAUUGCUAAAACAUGUAGCAUUGGUGCAGUUCAGUUCACACUAACAGCACGGAAUGAGGGGAUGAGAAACUAUACGUCUUCAUCUCUUAACUCUGUGGUUCUGGACCUGAAUGGCUUUCACCUUGCAAUCAGAAACAACAAGCUUGUUUAUGUGAAUGGAGUCCAAAUCACUCUUCCUUUUUCACACAGCACCUCAGUGAGUGUGUCCCAAACAGGUCCAUAUGUAAUAGUGGAAACAAACUUUGGUUUGAGGUUCCUGUUCAAUGGAAAUGACCGGCUCUUUGUGCAAGUAGAUGAGAGACACAAGGGCAGGAUGUGUGGACUCUGUGGAACCUAUUCUGGAAGUCAGUUUGAUGACUUCUUGACAUCUGGUGGCAAUGUAGUCCCAUAUCCACAUGAUUUUGCUAAUAGUUGGAAUACUCAUGACAAGGACUGGCCUUGUGUCAAUGGCUCUCAGAAUAAACCCGAAUGUUCACCUGAGCUGGACAGCAAGGGAUUUCAGGAGUGUAGUAAGCUGUUUGGAGAUGCCUUCAAAGCCUGCCACUGGUUCGUGCCCCCUCAGAUCUAUGUGAACAGCUGUGUGCAAGACUAUUGCACCUCAGGGGGGGAGCAGACCCAGCUAUGUACUUCUUUACAAAAUUAUGUGGCCGCCUGUGAAGUGGCUGAGGUGUUUCUGGGAGACUGGUGGAAGGGCACAGUCUGUGAUGUUCCAACCACACCACCAACAGUAGAAACAAACAUCACAACACCAUCACAACCCACCACCCAAAAUUCCAGUGCAAGUUGUUCAUGGAGCUGCAGCUUUGACCAAGAUGAAUGUGGAUGGGAACAGUUAAUCCAGGACAGUUUUGAUUGGGCAAGAUGGUCUGGAUCAACACCCUCUGAUUACACUGGUCCAACCAGUGACCACACUACAGGAAGUGGCUUUUACAUGUAUAUUGAGGGUGAUGGAGUCUACCAUGGUGACUCAGCACGGAUGAUGAGUCCAGUGUGCAAUACUUUGGGCACCCAGUGCAUGACCUUCUGGUAUCACAUGUAUGGUUGGGCAACAUCCAUGAUGCUUAAUGUCUACCUGCUAGAAGAGAACCAUGCCACCAAAAUAUGGUCUAGAGAUAAUAGUCAAGGCAACCACUGGCACCUAGCUCAAACUGAGAUCAACCCAAUGGGACCGUUCCAGAUUAUUGUGGAAGGCAUUAGGGGUUCAAAUGCUCAAUCAGAUGUGGCAUGGGAUGAUGUUAUCAUAGUACAUGGAAAAUGUAGAGCAGUUAGCGUAAUGCCAGAACCUGAGGUACCAUCACCAACCAGUGGAGACCUGUCUAUUACUACCUCAGUGUGUGGAAUCGAUUGCAAUUUUGACAACAAUCUUUGCACAUGGACACAACUGUUGACCGAUGUUUUUGAUUGGACGAGACACAGCGGUCCCACCCCUACAUCAAUGUCUGGGCCCUUAUCUGAUCACACAACAGGAACUGGUUACUACGUGUACAUUGAGGGUGACAGCGCCGUUCAUGGAGACACAGCUCGACUCCUUAGUGAGGAAUGCUUUGAUGUUCAACCCCAGUGUCUGCAGUUCUGGUACCACAUGUACGGCUCCAGCUGGACCAUGGGCCUGAGUGUCUAUUUGUUGCAUGGGAAUGUGGCUCAGGAGAUCUGGAGAAAAAGAGAAAACCAGGGGGACAUCUGGCAUCAGGCUCUAGUGGAUAUCACACCACAUGAUAAAUUCAUGAUUUUAUUUGAAGGACGCAGAGGAGACAGUGCUAGGUCAGAUGUGGCUCUGGACGACAUAUCUUUACACAGAGGACCCUGUGCAGGUUUAGUGAGCUAUCUGACUGUUUCACCUGCACCUGGAAAGCCAAUACUAAUCCCGACAGUCACCAACCCAACCACAAAAUCUGCAUUUUCACCUGUAUGCACAUUUGACUGCAAUUUUGACAACAACCUGUGCACAUGGAGUCAGUUAGCGACUGAUGUUUUUGACUGGACAAGACACAGUGGAACCACUUCUACAGCAAUGACUGGCCCCUCAUCUGAUCACACAACAGGAACUGGGUACUACCUUUACAUUGAGGGUGACAGUGCCACUCAUGGAGACACAGCACGACUCCUCAGUGAUGAAUGCUCUGAUGUGCAACACCAGUGUUUGCAGUUCUGGUACCACAUGUACGGCUCCAGCUGGACUAUGGGUCUGACUGUCUACCUAUUGCAUGGGACUGUGGCCCAGGAGGUCUGGAGAAAAAGAGAAAACCAAGGGAACGUUUGGCAUCAGGCUCUAGUGGACAUCACGCCCCAUGGCAAAUUCAGGAUUUUAUUUGAAGGACGUAGAGGCCACAGUGAUAGGUCAGAUGUUGCUCUGGAUGAUGUCUCCUUACACAGAAGAUCCUGUGCAGGUUUACUGAAAGAUCCAACUGGUUUCCCGUUGCCUGAGCUGUCAACAGUAAUCUCUAUAGUCAGCAGCACAACUACACCUCCACAACCACCUACAAAAACCACUACAGUCAUGCCUGUUCACAGAAAUGUUCCUGCACCAGAGAAAUCUGCUUUGUCACCUGUUUGUAGAAUGGACUGCAAUUUUGACUACAAUUUGUGCACAUGGACUCAGUUAUUGACUGAUGUUUUUGACUGGACAAGGCAACAAGGCUCCACCCCUACAAUGAUGACUGGUCCCUCGUCUGAUCACACAACAGGAGCUGGUUGCUACGUGUACAUUGAGGGUGACAGUGCCACUCAUGGAGACACAGCACGUCUCCUCAGUGAGGAAUGCUCUGAUGUUCAACCCCAGUGUCUGCAGUUCUGGUACCACAUGUACGGCUCCAGCUGGACCAUGGGCCUGAGUGUCUAUUUGUUGCAUGGGAAUGUGGCUCAGGAGAUCUGGAGAAAAAGAGAAAACCAGGGGAAUGUCUGGCAUCAGGCUUUAUUGGACAUCACACCCCAUGAUAAAUUCAGGAUUUUAUUUGAAGGACGCAGAGGAGACAAUGCUAGAUCAGAUGUGGCUCUGGAUGACAUCUCUAUACACAGAGGACCCUGUGCAGAUUUAAUACACCAUCAGACUGUUUCACCUGUACCUGGAAAGCCAACACUAAUCCCAACAGUCACCAGCUCAACCACAAAAUUUGCAUUUUCACCUGUGUGCACAUUUGACUGCAGUUUUGACACCAACCUGUGCACAUGGAGUCAAUUAGCAACUGAUGUUUUUGACUGGACGAGACACAGCGGUCCCACUUCUACAGCAAUGACUGGCCCCUCAUCUGAUCACACAACAGGAACUGGUUACUACCUGUAUAUUGAGGGUGACAGUGCCACACAUGGAGACACAGCACGUCUCCUCAGUGAGGAAUGCUCUGAUGUGCAACCCCAGUGUCUGGAGUUUUGGUACCACAUGUACGGCUCCAGCUGGUCUAUGGGUCUGACUGUCUACCUAUUGCAUGGGAAUGUGGCCCAGGAGGUCUGGAGAAAGAGAGAAAACCAGGGGAACAGCUGGCAUCAGGCUCUAGUGGACAUCACACCCCAUGGCAAAUUCAGGAUUUUAUUUGAAGGACGUAGAGGCCACAGCAAUAAGUCAGAUGUUGCUCUGGAUGAUGUCUCCUUACACAGAGGACCCUGUGCAGGUUUACUGGAAGAUCAAAUUCGUUUCCUGUUGCCUGAGCUGUCAACAGUAAUAUCUACAGUCAGCAGCACAACUACACCUCCACAGCCACCUACAAAAACCACCAUAGUCAUGCCUGUUCACAGAAAGAUCCAUGCACAAGUGAAAUCUGCUUUCUCACCUGUUUGCAGAAUGAACUGCAACUUUGAUUACAAUUUGUGCACAUGGACUCAGUUAUUGACUGAUGUUUUUGACUGGACAAGACAACAAGGCUCCACUCCUACAUUGAUGACUGGUCCCUCAUGUGAUCACACAACAGGAACUGGUUACUAUGUGUAUAUUGAGGGUGACAGUGCCACUCAUGGAGACACAGCACGUCUCCUCAGUGAGGAAUGCUCUGAUGUGCAACCCCAGUGUCUGGAAUUCUGGUACCACAUGUAUGGCUCUAGCUGGACUAUGGGUCUGACAGUCUACCUAUUGCAUGGAAAUGUGGCCCAGGAGAUCUGGAGAAAAAGAGAAAACCAGGGGAACGGCUGGCAUCAGGCUCUAGUGGACAUCACACCUCAUGACAAAUUCAGGAUUUUAUUUGAAGGACGCAGAGGAGACAAUGCUAGGUCAGAUGUGGCUCUGGAUGACAUCUCUAUACACAGAGGACACUGUGCAGAUUUAAUAAACCAUCACAUUGUUUCAGCUGCACCUGGAAAGGCGACACUAAUCCCGAUAGUCACCAGCCCAACCACAAAAUCUGUAUUUUCACCUGUGUGCACAUUCGACUGCAAUUUUGACAACAACCUGUGCACAUGGAGUCAGUUAGCAACUGAUGUUUUUGACUGGACAAGACACAGUGGUCCCACUUCUACAGCAAUGACUGGUCCCUCAUCUGAUCACACAACAGGAACUGGAUACUACCUGUACAUUGAGGGUGACGGUGCCACUCACGGAGACACAGCACGUCUCCUCAGUGAGGAAUGCUCUGAUGUCCAACCCCAGUGUCUGUUGUUCUGGUACCACAUGUAUGGCUCCAGCUGGACUAUGGGUCUGACUGUUUACCUGUUGCAUGGGAAUGUGGCUCAGGAGGUCUGGGGAAAGAGAGAAGACCAGGGGAACGUCUGGCAUCAGGCUCUAGUGGACAUCACACCCCAUGGCAAAUUCAGGAUUUUAUUUGAAGGACGCAGAGGACACAAUGCAUGGUCGGAUGUGGCAGUGGAUGAUGUCUCCUUCCGCAGAGGAACCUGUGCAGAUUCAGUGAAACAUUUGGUUGGUUCACCUACACCUGACAUUACCCAAUGGUAAUCUCUACAGUCAUCAGUAAAUCUGCACCUUCACAGCUUGUCAGAUAAACCAAUACUGUCGGAUCGUGUCAUUCUUUCACAACCUUCAGCACCUGGACCAUAUCAUACCACCUCUCUGUCUCAAUCUGGACUUUUGCCUUAAGUUAACAAUCUUGUCUAACUAAUCACUGAUAUUGCUGAAUCUAUAAUUGUUUUGUUAGAUUAUCUAACAAAGCACAAUUACUUUGUGACUGUGCUUACAUUCAAUUUGCAAGUAACUGCACUUUGAGUUUUUCUUUCACUUGAUCUAUUUUAUUUUACAUUUACUCACUGUUUCAAAGGGAAAAUCUGUACUUUAUAUUCAGUUAUUUUAAAUAGCAGAAUAAAAUAUAAACUCUAAUAGAUGA
Molecule: messenger RNA, 7323 nt
Organism: Ictalurus punctatus (channel catfish)
Lineage: Eukaryota; Metazoa; Chordata; Actinopteri; Siluriformes; Ictaluridae
Product: MAM and LDL-receptor class A domain-containing protein 1
Exons: 34
Coding region: 144-6938 (2264 amino acids)
Cellular component (GO): membrane
Molecular function (GO): protein binding
Source: RefSeq, a predicted model, not a curated record